AAGCGGCUUGGGAGUCUGGCAGGGCUCAGAUCUGUGGCUGCAACGUCGGGGCACAGUCCACUUCAUGACAACGGGUUAAAUUUGUGGGGUCAGGCUCCUGGUGUGCCCUGCCCCACCCAGUGCUAGCUGUGGGGUGUAGAUAUUUUGUUUUGGAUCCUGGAUGCAGAAGGGAAGGCCCAGGUCUGGAACGCCCAGAAAGGCCACACCUGGGCCCAAGCAGCAACCCAGGUUAAGCAAUGGCUGCAGCAGAGCAGGUGAUGGAGAUGGCAGCUCUCGGCCGCCCGUUCCAGCUGGGGAUGCUCUACGACUGCCGAAGGGACAACCUCAUCCCAGGCAUCACUUUGUGGGAUCCAGGGGCGCUGAAGGAGAACAUUGAUGUGGAGCCACAGCCCAACACCGCAACGCACGUCAUUGAAUCCGACACGACCUCCCACAAAACCCAUGCGCUGGAUGUCUCAGAAUCGCUGAAGGCCAGUUUCCUGGCAGGGCUGGUCAAGGUGGAUGGAUCAGCCAAAUUCCUCUUGGAUGCCCGGAAGUCCGCACGCCAGGCCCGCAUGACCCUCCAGUACUCAGCCACCACGCAUUUUGAGCAGCUGACCAUGCGCCAGAUUGGGCCGCAACAUAUCACUUACCCAGAGGUCUUCAGCAAAGGGCCGGGCACCCACGUGGUCGUUGGCAUCCUGUAUGGAGCCCACGCCUUCUUUGUGUUUGACCAAAUGUCUUCUUCCUCCGAGAGUGUCCAAGAUAUUCGAGCCAAACUCCACGUGAUGGUGGCCAAAGUUCCUCUGGUUUGCCAAGGAAAGGAAGAGGCAGAGCUGGAAGGCGAGGAAAAGGCUGCGGCUGAAAAAUUCAGCUGUACCUUCCAUGGGGACAUUGCGCUAGAAAGCAACCCAACCAGCUACGAGGAAGCCUUGAAAGUAUAUUGCAGCCUCCCCAAAAUGCUGGGUGACCAAGGGGAGAAGGCAGUGCCUGUGAAAGUCUGGCUGUACCCACUGAACAGGCUGGAGUCCAAGGCUGCAAGGCUCGUGCGUCAGGUCAGUUCUAAACUGAUCUCUGACAUCGAGGAAGCUCUGGAGCAGCUGGGGGAAGUCGACAGGAGGUGCAACGACCUCCUGGAGGAGCCAACUGCCACCACCUUCCCAGAAAUCCAGAAGAAAAUCCUGCAGUUCCAAGAUCUGUGCCGGCAGUACAGGCGGGCAUUGCAGAAGCAGGUGGCAGGGCUCUUGCCUGCGAUUCGCGCCGGAGCAGCGCAAGAAGGUGCCUUGGGGGAUACCCUGAGGAAGCACAAGCAGUCGGCGUUCAGAAGCCAGUGGCUCCACAAAUUCCUGGAUCUGAAAUUCCGAGAGAUCUAUUACGUCAACUUCUUCCUGGACUUGUCAAAGGGGAAGGUAUCCUCCCAGGAUGACGUGGUGAGGAGGGUGCUCAAUCCCAAAAUUGACACUGUCGUUGCAUUUACGUUCACCUCAUUGCAAGCGAAGGAGCCCUACUUGGAGAAGUUAAACGCAGCCUUGGAUCAAGUAUCCAAACCCAAGCCAGAGACCUCUGCAGGAGACCAGAGCUUUGCUCCGUGGUUUGAAGACAAAGGCCUAUUAAAGAGAGUCCAGAAGGCAGCCAUGGUCUUUGCAGAAUACUCUCUGUUUUCUCAGCCUGGGGAGGGUCGGUUUGUGGUGACCUCGCAGGCCGAGGAGAGUGAUCCGGGUGCCGUGAUCAUCCGAUACCAAAGUGGGUCUCUGGAAGGAACCAAAUUAGACCUUCUCUCUAAACCUCUCCCCCCGUUGGCGGAUGCUGUCUCAUGGGACCGGUUCCAGCUGACAUUUAAGCCGGCAGAGUCUGAGAAAGGGGUGAUAGCGGGAUAUUAUGUCCAGCACAGGGUCCUGGGGGAGGAAAAAUGGGUGUUUGCACACGUAAAAGGCAGUCAGGAAAGGUUCUGGGUCACAGGACUGGAGCCAGAAACAAAAUAUGAAUUUAGAUAUGCUAUGGAGACCAAAACAGGCCUCAGUCCGUUCAGUGAUGUGAGUGGGGUGGUGGAGACCACCUGCCGUUCAACCCCCCCAGGGAAACCAGCCCUGAGGCCUAGAAGUUCCUGCUUCAGCUGCCAACUCCAGGUCACGUGGGGCAGCCCCAACUUCGUUGCAGACGGCAUCGUGAUAAAGGAGUACAAGGUGCAGCUGAGGAGAAGAGCAGCCGGCAAGUGGGAAGAAGAGCAGAGAACAGGAGAGAAAGUUGAGAGCUGUUGGCUCCCCAAAUGUUCGCUGAAGAAGGCGGCCGCUGUUCGGGUCAUCGCAGUUUACGGAGACGGGUUUGAGAGCAAGCCCAGUGAGGAGAUGGUCCAAGGGGAGUUUUAGAUGGGACCCGUCUUUGGGUGGGAGAUUCCCCCUUGUGCUGCCUUCCUCCACUACAUGCCAUCCUUUCCUGAGGUAGUAGGAAAGUUACCUAUGCUGUAAUGUGCAUUGAUGGAUAGCCCAAGAUGUCAAGGCAGCCCAAGUGGUGGAAGGUGGUGGACUCUCCGUCCUUGGAGGUUGUUAAGCAGAGGCUGGAUGCUUUAGUUGAGAUUCCU
Molecule: messenger RNA, 2557 nt
Organism: Lacerta agilis (Sand lizard)
Lineage: Eukaryota; Metazoa; Chordata; Lepidosauria; Squamata; Lacertidae
Product: stonustoxin subunit beta-like
Exons: 3
Coding region: 237-2345 (702 amino acids)
Molecular function (GO): protein binding
Source: RefSeq, a predicted model, not a curated record